This is a messenger RNA of Pimephales promelas (fathead minnow), 3583 nucleotides long. The record is from RefSeq and is a predicted model, not a curated record. NCBI's taxonomy places the organism in Eukaryota, Metazoa, Chordata, Actinopteri, Cypriniformes, Leuciscidae.
UAUUUAUUUAUUUAAUCAGCGACAGUACACAUUGUUAGUACAUAAAAAUAUGUAAGAUGCGCUAGAUUUAGCCAACAUGGCUAUUUUUCAUCCUUUGUCCCUUUUGCAGUUAAAGACAUAGACUCACAAAUACUACCAUACCAGAAUAGCAAUAAAUGUUCACAAUUUUGAUUCAACAUUAACUAUAUUUUCAGCUUUUGAGAAACCACAAUGACAUGUUAUUUGUUUACUUCUUUCAACUCCAUUGAAUGUCUAUUCCACGUGUUCCUCUAAAAACCAAAGAUAGCUGCUAAAUGUAGUUCUUAGUGGCACCUUACCUUACAAUCACCAGCUUGUGUACAGUCCUGUUAUCUGACCAAUAUAAUCCUUAAAAACACGGGGAGCAAGGCCAUUUUGAAUCUACUAAUUUAGUCUUUUUUUACAUUUAUUGUUUUAGCUGUUAAUGUGUUUGCUUUUGUUUUACAAUUUUUUUAAUAAAGCUUUUCCUCGCCCUCUCAAUGUAUGAACAUGGUUUUGUUACACUUAAAGUAGCUAUGGUUUUGGCCGUUUGACUACCAUUUGUAUGACCACAGUUUUACCAUAAAUACCAUGUCUUUUUGUUUGUUUUGUAGUUACCAUGGUAAAAAAAUAAUUAUAAAUGCUUUAAAAGUUUCGGGAGAAAUUAGUAGAAAUCUGGCAAUAUCAUGAUUAAUAUCUGAAUGUAAGACAUUAAAUAAUAAUCCUACCCUGUGCUGGCUAAAUAUUAGAAUUAAGACCCAUAAACACAUAAUAAAUAAUUCUGAAUAUUCUCAGAAAUGAAAUGUUAACUUCUUUAAGUCAGUUCUAUGUAGUUCUGUUCUUGUUCAUUCGUAUGUAAACAAACAGUGGCAGUCCAUUAUAAAUGCUUCUUUUAAUAAUGAUGUUGUGUUUGUCUUCAGAUGUUGACCAUGAGAGUGCAGAUGGAUGUGAACUGCUGUAAAUCGGUGGGAACGGAUCUGUCCAUGCUGGAUAUUGAGGAUUUCAUCACUGAAAUCUGUCAGCUGAAGAAAGAGGUGGCGUCACUGGAGGCAAAGCUGAGAGAAAGAGGAGACAAACCCAACAGAGAGGUUUCAGUGUGUGUGACUGAUGGGACAGAAGCUCAGGAUUCAGUCUGGAGAUCCAGAGACACACAGGACUCAGAGCUCAGCCUCACUUUACUGUGUUAUACUGACGCUCAGGAUCAUGGAUCCGCUGAUCAAACCUCUGACUGUAACGCUGGAGAACUGCAGAUGAAGAUGUGCUCCGUCAAACUGGAGGACUGCAGGUACCUGAUAGAGAGACGAGGAGAAGAAACCACAGCAGAGGAACAACAACAGAGCUUUAAGGAGGAGGAGGAGGAGGAUGAAGAUGAAGAUCAGGAUAAUAAUGUUGAUGAAGAUCAGAAUGAUGAUGAGAAUUAUGAAGAUGAAGAUCAGAAUGAUGUUGUUGAUGACUUUGUUCCUUCAGAGGACAAUGCUGGUUCAUCUUCUGAUGAAGAAACUGCCUCUACAUCCAAACAGCGACAGACAAGAAAGAGAUUCUCCUGUGGAAAAACAUUCAGCAAACAGGAAAAUUUAGCCGGAAAUGACAUAAAACACACAGAACAGAAAGACUUCACCUGCACAAGAUGCGACAUCAGCUUUCCUACCUCAAAAGAGAGGAGACUUCAUUCAAAAGAGCACACCGUGAAGGAGGAGUUUCGCUGCGAACAGUGCGGGAAGGAUUUUUUCACCACUGCUCAGAAUAUGAGAGCUCAUAUUAAGACGCACAGCGAAAAGACUUUCCACUGCAGCGAGUGCGACAAGUGUUUCCGCACCACACAACAACUUUCAAUGCAUAAGCGAAGCCACACUGGCGAAAAGCCGUACAAAUGCCCUCACUGUGAGAAGAACUUCAGCUUGAGAUCUGGUCUGAGGAGCCAUGUACGCACACACACCAAUGAGAGGCCGUACAAAUGCAGUGAAUGUGAGAAGAGCUUCAACCAGAGAUCCCAUCUGAAUAAACAUCUACUCAUACACACCAAUGAGAGGCCGUACAAGUGCGCUCAAUGUGAAAAGAGCUUCAACCAGGAAUGGGGUCUGAAGUGCCAUCAACUCAUACACAGCAAUAAAAGGCUGUACAAGUGUCCUCACUGCGAGAAGAGCUUCAACCAGGGAUCGUCUCUGAAGAACCAUCUACUCACACACUCCAGUGAGAGGCCGUACAAGUGUCCUCACUGCGAGAAGAGCUACAAAGAGGGAUGUAAACUGAAGAAACAUCUACUCAUACACGCCAAAGAGAGUCUGAUCGAGUACCCUCAAUGUGAGAAGAGCUUCAACCAGGAAUCUAAACCGAAUAAACUUCCACUAGCACACACCAAGGAGAGGCCGUUUCAGUGCAGUGAAUGUGAGAAAACCUUUACAAACUCAACUUAUCUAAAGGCACACAAAAAAAUACACAAUGAAUUCAAACCGUACCAGUGUUCUCACUGUGAGAAACGUUUCCAUCAUUCGACUCACCGGAAAACCCAUGAGAGGAUUCACACCGGAGAGAAACCGUACCUGUGCUCCUUCUGCGGGAAGAGCUUUGCUAGUCCAUAUUCAUUCAAAGUUCAUCUGAGAGUUCACACUGGAGAAAGACCGUAUCACUGUAGUUAUUGUGGGAAGGGAUUUUAUAAGCUAAGUGACUUAAAAAUACACAAGAGGAUUCAUACAGGAGAAAAACCUUUUAAAUGCACACAAUGUGACAGGAAUUUCACUCGAUCAAGUGACCUAAAGAUCCAUGAUCGAUGGCAUACAGGAGAGAAACCUUACCACUGCUCCAUCUGUGGCGAGAGAUUUGCUUUUAAAUGGGGUUUUCAGACUCACCAGAAGAAACACGCUGCUCCAGAAUCAUCAUAGCUUCGUGUCUUAUUUUUAGUGUUAUGGGAACGUUAUUUUAUGUUUGUAAAAAGUAAAACCUAAAACCACAAUAUCUGUGGAACAUUAUUUACUGUGUAGAAAUGAAUCCUCUGGAUCCUUUCUUUUUGACAACUUUAAAUUCUCUGUAAUGUCCUGAUCAGUGUUUGUUAUUGGAUUCAAGUGUGUGUUUAUCACUUUAAUCUCUUGAAUGAUACUUAUUGCUAAGUGAGUGCGUAAGUAGAUCAACUUUGUAAGGUGCAUAAGUACUGGCUUAAAUACCUCGUUGCUUAGUUUAGAUUUUAGUCAUUUGCAGACUAUAGGCUUUGCUGUGCUAAAUUUAAGGGCGUGGACCAACUCCUCGAGUGAAGACCAAGAGCUCGGGCGAUUAAAAAUGUAAUUUAAAAUUUAAAAUAAUGUAAUUUAAAAUUACUGUUUUCUAUUGAAUUUAUAUUCAAAUGUUUGUUUUUCAGUGAGUCAAAGCAGCUUUUGACUGGUCGUUACCCCAGUCUUCAGUGUUGCAUGAUCUUUCAGAAAUCAUUCUAAUACGCUGAUUUACUGCUCAAGAAAGCUUGUUGAAGUAACAGUUGAAAAUGCUUGUGGAAACUGACGAAGUACUGUUUUCCAGGAUUCAUAGACCAACAGAAUGAGCAAAGAACAGCAUUUAUUUAAAAUAAAAAGUUUCUGGAACAUUUUUUUAAAAUAAAAUA